AGGGCGGGCGGCGGAAGUGACGUGAGCUCGGGAAGCCCCGCCCUGUAGCCUGAGACUGUGGGUGCGGGUCAGUGUGUGUGAGAGAGAGAGAGGAGAGUGAGUGAGUGAGAGAGAGAGAGAAGGAGGAGGAGGACACGGCCCGGGGGGGGAGUCAACGAGCGGCCAUUCAGCAGUUCGUUGUGAUGGCACAAAAGGACAAGACCAGUUCCGCUAUAGAGGUUUCACGUAAGAAGUCAUCAAAAUCCAAGCUGAAACAAAAGAGAAAGAGACGAGGGAAAAAAGUGUCUGGGAAUGAAGAAAAAUUGAUGAGAGGGAAGAAUGUUAAAACAUUUAAAAUCCAGACAACUCAACCUGUUGAAGAGGAUCUAGAACCAAGAAUACAGAAAAUAAAGAUUACUUUGGGAGGCAAGAAGAAUAAACAGUAUAAAAGUGGUUUUGUUACAAAAGAAAGCCAAGAGGAGUCUUUCAGUGAUGCUUCAUCCUCAACAUCAGAAGAUAAAAUUAAUGGGGAGGAUGAUGGACAGCUGGCAAUCCGGAAGCCCAGAUACUGGCUGGAGAUGAAAGGAAUGGAUGCUUAUGUAGAAAAAUGUAAAUCGAAAGGGAAGGCAGAUUCCAAAACAUCACAGAAAAAAAGGAAAAUGAGCAGUGCUGAUGCUGAUAAAGCGUCUCCGAGGAAGCAGAUAAAGCUUACAGUCACAAAGAAACUUAUUAAAAAGCGAAAGUCCUUGAAGGUCCACGCAAAAGUGCAGAGUCCAAAACCCAAAAGUGGACCUCGAUAUGUGAGAAAAGAUCCUCCUUCGUACCCAGCAGGAAGUCAGGAGGAACACUGGUACCUGGAGAUACUGGAAAAGGGAAAGGUUGCAUGUCCCACCUGUAAGGCUGUUAUAAGGAAGACAGUGGAAGGAUUGAAAAAACACAUGAUUAACUGUAAAGAGGAGCCCUAUGAGUGCCAACACUGUGGAAAGCAAUUAAAAUCUUUAGCUGGACUCAAGUACCAUCUAAUGGCAGAUCAUAAUAACAUGCCAAUUUUGAAAGAUGGGGAUGAGCUUGAUGAGCAGUCUGAUAGGGAUAGACUCCGCAAGGUGUUAAAAAGAAUGGGGCGACUGAAGUGCCUCCAUGAGGCGUGUGCUGCCAGCUUCACAAGUAUAAUGGGUUACCUCUAUCACCUAAAAAAGUGCGGCAAGGAAGAGUCUGAGCUGGUGAAGCAAUUGUUUAAAUGCCAACACUGUGGCAAACUGUACAAGUCAAAAGCAGGACUGGAUUAUCACUUGAAAUCCGAGCACGCACCGUCCCCAGAAACCACCGAUGAUGAAACUGCUGAGAAAGAGAGUGAACCUGAAGUGGAAAGAACAUCCAGUGGGCGAGUGCGGAGGAGCUCUGCUAAGCUGGCUGCCUACCACCUACAUGAGAUAGUGGCGGAUGAGCUUGCUCGGGAAUGGCCUCGGAGAAAAAUCCAGCGGGACCUGGUACCUGAUGACGAUAAGUUGAAAUACACACGGCCUGGCUUGCCUACAUUCAGUCAUGAAGUGCUUCGCAAAUGGAAAAAUGAGAUGAAAGCCUAUAAGAGGGUUCAAUGUCCAAACAAGGGUUGUGAUGCUCAUUAUACCAGUGUGUCAGGCUUGAAGGCUCAUCUUGGAUCUUGUACAAAGGGGGAGUAUGUUGCUGGAAAGUACAAGUGUCUGAUCUGUGAAAAGGAAUUCAGCUCAGAGAGUGGAGUGAAGUACCACAUCAAUAACGUGCAUUCUCAGGAUUGGUUUCUGGCCACCUCCAAAGCAGCUAAAGAGUUCAAGCCCUUGGUAAAAACCAAGAAAAAACAAAUAAAAAAAACAUCUAAGACUUCAAUCAAGAAAAAAUUAUCUCCAAAAGUUAGCAAGAAACAAAGUUCACAACUGAUGUCUGUGAGCGAGAACAGUUUCCUUAAAAAGGUCCAUGAACCUUCAAAAGAGAAAGAUCAGUACAAGUUUACUGACAGUGAGGAUGACCAGGAGGAAGAAGAAAGAAUACAAAAUUGGCGCAUUAAAAGGCCUAGUGCAAAAGCUGAAUUGAAGACUGGUCGGGUCAAAAAAUAAGUGUCUUUGUUGAAUGUGGGGAAAUUGAGCAGAUUGUGUAGGUUUGCAGCGAAAGCAUCUGACAGCGUUGGUUUUAACAGUUCUGCAAACAAUCAUAACUUGGAUGCAUAUAUCCAUAAGGCUUCUUUACAUAAAUCGUGUCUAUAGUCCCAUUUACACAGGUGUCAGACCCUAGUGCAUUGAUUCCAGGGAAAAUUCUGUUCAGAUAUUGAUUCAAAACGAGCUUGGAAAAGGGAAUAAAUUGUCCAGAAUAUGUCUGUAAUUUAGUGGGUGAAAAUGUUGAAUGUGUUUUUGGAUUUGUAUUGUAAACCUCCCACCUUAAAAUUGUUUAAUGGUUAUAAAUAAAUUGUGUCAACAUGAUGCAAUCAUUGCAUCAGAGGCUUGAGAGAGGGAAGGAGGGGAUGACAAUAAUCAAUAUAUACCUCAGUAUAGUUGGGGAAUCCAGACUCAGUUUGAACAAGUGUCAUUCAGGCAAAUAUGUUCCUAUUCUGUUUUUAUACACCACCAAUUUGAAAAACGCUAGGAAGUCACUGGUGCUGUAUUUAUGUAUGUGGGAUGGAGGGUAAAGAGAAUGAAAGGCAGAGCUGCAUUUUUAAGUACCAUACAAGUUGCUACUUAAUCCACAUUUAGAGGGUAAAGUACAUUUUCAGAUUAGAUAUUACCGCCAGAAAUCACCUGCAUAGACAUGGGGAGAAAGAAUGAUAUUUAUUGUGGUAAACACAAGUAUCCCAGGCCUCUUCUUACAAAGACUAGUUGUUGAGUAGUCUUGACAUUAUAACGCCUUAAUUUCUUAGGAUCCAGUGCUGAUAACACUUAUUGUAAGAUUGAAGUGUAGCAAUUUGUUACAAGGAGAAAUUGUAGAUUUGUAUCGUACAUAGAUGGUAGUUUUGGUGGCUGUUACAUGUGGCACUUUGGUAAUUAUCCAAAAGCACCGUAAAUAAAAUUUCCCACCUGUUAGUUCGAGAGGAGUCUACACGUGCAUGACAUUAAAACAUUGGUUUACUGACUGAUGUGAUCUAUGUCAAGUUAUUACUUUAGAGGAUAUGUUAGAAAUAGUGGAAUAUCAAGUUUGGUCCACUCGUAAGGAAUACCUCAUAGCUCCCAAAUAAUGCAAGUGUAAAUCUUUGAAUUUUACUGUACCCCACUGUGUAUUUUGUUUAUAGAUUAGAUAGAAUUUAGACAUAAUCAUUUUUGAAAAUAAAUCCUCCCAGUUAUUUUCAGUGUGUUGCUGGUAGUUUAAGCUGUUUUAUGAUAUUGUGACAAACCUGCUAGGCAUCCGAAUAUAGUUUUUUGGGACAUCAUCAAGGUUAUUCAAUGCAACAAUUUUCACACUGGACAAGUUAACCCAUAAUUACACAUAAGCAAUGAUGUAAAUACUUUUAAUAAAACCUGUUUUACAGUCCAUCACCAGUUACUGUAUGCUUAUGUACACAAUUGUAGCUUGCCAACAAAAUACAGUCACCACACUCUACAGUAAAUCUUGUGAAGCGCUU
Callorhinchus milii (elephant shark) is the source of this 3562-nucleotide messenger RNA. RefSeq names its product zinc finger protein 512 (gene znf512). Gene Ontology annotation, molecular function: zinc ion binding. The record is from RefSeq and is a predicted model, not a curated record. The transcript has 16 exons. NCBI's taxonomy places the organism in Eukaryota, Metazoa, Chordata, Chondrichthyes, Chimaeriformes, Callorhinchidae. Bases 183 to 2069 code for a protein of 628 amino acids.